GGGGGGAUCAUGAUUUUUGGCAUAGUAGUGAUUCUGCCCUGCUACUCCACUCUCCUCUCACUGCUAAGCCCCAGAGACUGGAGCCACAGCAUCUGUCCCAGUAGCAGGUUAGGGUUAGGGUUGGUGCCGACCCUAACCCUAACCCUGUCGCGUACAACACGUCUCCGCCGCCUGGACGGCGUGAUCCGAGUGUCCAGCAGUGAUGCAGAACUCUGGAGUCAUUGUGAAGACAAACAGCCUGAGCCCCGCUGCCUGUUCUUGCUGUCUGCUGCCACACGGCCGGUCCGCCUCUUAAAGGCACAGCGCCCUCCGUUCCACCGCCAGGGCACGGAGAAAUGGCUCUCCUUUUACCGUUACAGCAUCAGGACCCUCUGUUGAUGUUGCUGUGAGGCGGUGGAGGCAGAGCUGUCUGUGAGGGGUCGAUGUGGCGGCGCUUUACAUGCACAGAUUCACACGAGUGCACGUACAUAUUGUCCUCCACGGUGCCUCCCCCUGCUUCAUGCCAGAGCUCAGAUUGAUAAUGAUGUUUUUGUUUUCUAUAUUUAGCCUUUUGCUGUGCGGGGUGAUCGCCGAGCCUCUGUGACUGCUUUAGCGGGUGAAAAUGUGCACGACGGGCAUGCCAACAGGUUUUUCUCACUUUGGCUUUGAUUUGUGUGAAUCUGUUGCAACGAGCCACAUCUCAAAAUAAACCCGUCACCGUCACUUUCUGCUUCUCUGCACAGUCCUGCUGCAGAGAAAUGCUUUUCCUGUGAUGCCACGGAUCAAUAGGAGAAGUACAGGGCUAGAGCGGGGGGAGAGUCCGGCUCUGUUGGAGGAAAAGGAGGAAAACUGGGAUCUGCAGCAGAGCUGAGGAGAUGUAACCCUGCUGGGGGACGUCUCACCUGGAGACAGCAGGGAGGACGGAAGCCACGUCCAUCUGUGAGCGGAGCAGGGAUCACACGUAAGGGUGGCUCCCUCCGCCUGAGCUGAACAGAGCCCCCCCCCCUCGUGUUGUCAUCCCUCCAGACGUCUCAGGUGUCAGAGGGUUGCUGCUGCACACCUCGGUGGGACUGUCGUGCACCGGCAGCUCGUCUUUGUUCUCGUCUGUCUGCUGGUGUCAUAGCUCCGCUUAGACCGGACCCCCCAGCCCGGCACUGGUUAUCAGCAGCGUCGUCUUUGCUUAAGGAGACGAGAUGCUUGUGUUUCAGAUGUGAUGUCAUCAGGGUUGGGGGGGGGGGGGGUGCUGUAGUGGCGGCUGGGCUGCUGAUCGGGGAUGUCUCAGUGAGGCGGGGGCAACGGCGCUCCGAUGCUGUGGGCUCUGCUCAAUGUGGGUCAGGAAAAGCAGAAACCUGCCCCCCCCCCCCAUAACUGUUCUCAUUCCCUCCUUUCACAAAGCUCUGCACCUUGCUUUGUGGUCCCCUCCUCAUCCUCCUCAUCCUCCUCCUUUGUUGCAUCCGGUGGAUCUGGCCCGCCGUGGCGGAGCGGAGGCUCUCCGCGUUCGGCUGCAGUGACCUUGUAGGAACCGGCGUUGGCAGCAGAUCUACGGCAGAACAAAGACCAAGAUUAGUAGGAGCCUGCUGAGGAGACGAUGGACCAACACAGGCUGUAGAUGCUCAGGUGCAAACACACCUUCAAGCCAGGUUCCCUAGGACGCAGCGGAGGAGGUGGACUCAUCAGAGAUGAUUCCUCAUGAAGUUUGUGGAGCUGCUUUUGUGACCUGGAGUGACUCCAUUUGCUCUGCUGUGAGCUCUGGGCUGGUCCACCAGUAAACGUCCCAGCACACCGGGACAGCCGUCCAGUGGAGCGGAGUCGAGCUAAAAGUGGUGCGAGUGAACUUUAGCACCACAGCGGCACCAUGAAGGCCAACCAGGAGCGGAGUAAUGGGUGCUUGCCUCCUAAGAAGCGUGAGAUCCUGGCUCUGGAGCAGAGGCCAGUGGUAGCAGCAGCGCCUCCUGCUGGAGGACCUGCUGACAGCCCCCACGCAGAAAACCUAGCCUGGCUGGCGAGUGUAGCCAGUGAACGCUGUAAGUCCAGAGGAGCAGAGAGCCCACGAUGCCUGGUGCCCUCCACCUCAUCCUCUCCUUCCACAUCCACCCCCUCCCCAGUUACCCCCCUGUCUGCCGUGCCUCUGGCCUCCUUACCGGCUGUUUACCCCGCUGCCCUCCCCCAGCAAGCCGGGACCAUCCAGUUAGCUCAGCUGGGGCCCAACGUCCAGUUCAUCAGCUCGGGGCCGUAUGCUGGCUACAUCUCUUCUCACAUCAUCCCAGCGACUGCCGGCUCCGCCCCUAGCAGCGCUGCUAUGCUAGGACAGCGCCCCCAGGUGGACGGUUACACCACAGCUCUCGUGUCCCCCAGCACCAAAGGGGAGCAGCAGUUUCAAAUAGGCCUCCCCCCCACUGAGCUGGCUCCGGUGUCGCUUUCAGGUUCUCCCCAAGUCGCCAGCCAGUACAUCCACCUGGACAGCAGGACGCCGCUAACCGUGAGCCGAAACGCGGUGACGCCGCCCACAGCUCACCUGCAGCUCCACCCUCACGCCACCGUGCUCCCUCAGACGCUGACGCUCACCCCGUCACAGCUGGUGGUUCAGUACGCCGACGGUUCUGCUGGGAAGAAGGCCGAGGGCCACGCUAGGGGUGUGAUGAACGGGGAGCUAGAGCUGGUCAAACAGACCAAAGCCUCCGCCCAAACGGGCUACGAGGCCAGACACAUCCUCGUACCCGCGGACUACGGCCAGAACCCCGCUGGGCUUCAGACCUCCCUGGUUCUGGUGGCGCAGCCCAACCACGGAGCAGAACACGAAAACAAGAUCUCUCUAGUCCAAACUGACAGAGGAGGCAUCUGUCUGGGGAAGCCGGUCUGCAGAGCCUCUUCUUUCACGUCCCUGUCCUCCUCGGAGGUGGUGAAGUCUGUUGCCCCCCACGCCGUCAUCCAGACCACCCUGCCCCCCGAGGAGCUGCCCGCCAGUCUCUACUCCUCCACGCAGCCCCCCAUUAUUGGCUACAUCACCAGUGGGAACCAGAACGCCGUCAGCUACCACACGGCCCUGCCCCAGCACCUGGUCAUCCCUAGUGGCCAGUCCCUCCUCAUCCCGGUCAGCGGCGCCAAUAACGGCCCGGAGAUGGAGGUGAGUCGUGCCGUCAGCACCUUGACCGCCACCACGACCCCUCAGAUAUCCACCGCCAUGCCGCAUGCCUAUCUAGCCACGGCGCUGUCCAAGUGUGAGGCUCUCGGAUCAGACGGGAGCCGAUCCCCGUCUUCUGUGGUCCAGGCUUCAGAGCUGCCCUCAAGCCCCGCCCCUACCGCUGCCGUGGCGGCACCUCCCUCCCAGGCUCCCGCUCCCGUCCAAACGCCGCCCUCCGUCUCCUCUCCCUCCUCUCCUGUGGUGCUGCCUCCUUUCUUCAUGCGAGGCUCCAUCAUCCAGCUGGCCGACGGGGAGCUGAAGCGUGUGGAAGACCUGAAAACAGAAGAUUUCAUCCAGAGCGCGGAGAUCAGCAGCGAGCUGAAGAUCGACUCCAGCACCGUGGAGCGCAUCGACAGCGGGCAGAGCCCCAACGCGGUGCUCAUCCAGUUCUCGGUGGGCGAGCUCAAAGCUCAGGUGUGUGUGGAGGUGCUGGUGGAGUAUCCCUUCUUCGUCUUUGGCCAGGGCUGGUCGUCCUGCUGCCCUGACCGGACCACCCAGCUGUUCGAGCUGUCCUGUGCUAAGCUGUGUGUGGGAGACGUGUGUGUGUCGCUGACCCUGCGCGGCCUGAGGAACGGCUCGCUAACACACACUCAGGCGUUUGGGACCAGGCUGAAAACCGCAGAGCCCCACGUGAGGAACAGUGUGAGUCCCGCCCCUUCAGGGAGUGACGGAGAUCUCCUGAAGAAGGUGUCGAGUGCAGGAGCAGGAGUGGGGCCGCCAGCAGAGCGCCGAGCGGCUCCGGGACAGGAAGAGGACAUCUACAGGGCUCGAGCGGCGCCGACAGGCCAGGAGGCUGGGUCCGCUCUCACAGACACCUCCAAACAGCAGUGUGUUGAUCCAGAGAGAGCGGCAGUUCGCAAGAGGCGCUGGUCCGCUCCCGAGCGAGACCAGACUGAGAGAGCAGAGGAGGAGCCUCCCACCAGCCUGCCCAAACCCUCCUUCCUCCCCCAGGAGGUCAAAAUCAGCAUAGAGGGCCGCUCCAGCGCCGGGGGAGGCGGGUUUUAAACAGAAACACCAGACUGGUGCAGACAAACAUCAAUACCUGUGGUGUGGUUUGAGUUCAGCCUCCCAGUCAAUCAAGACCGCUGUAAUAUACCCCCCCCCCCCCUACACACACACACACCUGAUCAGUGCAAUCAGAGCUGGAAGCAGCGUGGCUGUGGGCCUGGAGCUGGUUCAGCACGGCGCUGCGGGACAGGAGAUGGUCAGCUGGUACUGGUUUUACUGGGUUUGUUCCUCAGACGGGCGUAGAAAAGACCGACUGAGGGUUCUGUCGAGCGUCUACGAAGAGUUUAGUACGUCCACGUUUCAUUUUCACCCCUCUGAGAUAGCAUGAGCUGCUGCAGGUGGCCUUGUGUGUGUGUGCGUGUGCGUGUGUGUGUGUGUUCUGAAAAGCAGCACUUUGUUGGAGCGUGACGGCGACCCUCUCACCCGCUGCGUAGGUGGAGGAGCUGACGGUUUCUCGUCCUGCAGGUGUGUUGAAUGUAAACGGCAGAAAUCAGGUAAAGUUUUAUUUUUGUGAGGAUUUAUAGAGCUUCUAUUAGAGACCAGAAGAGCUACUGAGAGUCUGUCCUAGCACGUGUACAGUGUGUGUGUGUGCUAGGACACACACACACUGUACAACAGUCAUGUGGCCGGUGGACCGUCUGUGCUGCUGCGCCUCCUUCGGUCAUUCCAUUAAAUCACAGGAAGUUGUUGGUGUCAGCGGACGUUCAGGAAUGUUCUGAACGCAGUCAUGUUUCUGAUGGACCGCCAUUUUUAUCUAAUCUCUGUUGUAGCCCAGAAACCAGACUGUUGUGUGUGUGUGUGUGUGUGUGUGACUGCUCAGGUUAACCACUGCCCUUCGACUGUUCUCAGCGGUGUGGUCUUACUCCCUUUAGCGUGAGUCCGACCCUCGACUCAUCUCCUCCCACCAAACGUUUGCUGUUUCCAGGCCGGUUCUCAGACUCUGUGUGUCGGACGUGUUCGUGUUUGAACCAUCUGGCUGCUUUUACACUGAAAGGUGAUGUAAAGGAAGUGAUGUAGCGUCUAAACACAGGAGAAGGUAAAUAUCCUUCUUGUGCAAACAGACAGAAAACAACAUGAAAACAUCGUCUAGACCACUGUUUCCUGUUUCUAGUGAGUGAAGAGUUGUGUGUAGCUGCAGAGCGAAACAUCAACCUGCACACGUGAACACAUUCAGCCCUGAUCCUGGCGCCGCACGCACUCAUAAACUACACCUGCCUCACGCCAGCACAGGGCAGCCGUGCCAACACCAGUCACCACCUCUUUUACACCAACUAGGUGCUACAGGUGAUCUUCAACAGGUGAUCUUCAGGGACCAGGAGAGUCGGACUCAUUCUUUUAUGAAACGCUUCAGGAGCCUAGACCAGGUCGUUUCUGUUGGGCUCACUUCUGGAUGGAGACGCCACGUCCACCUUUAACGGGGUGUCUGCAAGGUCCUAAUGUCAGCUAAGCCCGCUUUCAUCUGGAACACGUGUCUCAUGGUCGGGCAGACGUGCUUGGAUGAAAACCGCAUCAGAGCUCGUUCAGAUAGUUUAAUCAGCUGCAGACAAACGGACCUGCAGUCAAGUAAAUGUUUAGGAUCUGAACUGUCAGCCUAAAAGCCCUGCAGACAUCAGCAGCUAUGCAUAUUAGAACUCUGCUCAGCUGUGUGUGUGUGUGUGUGUGUGUGUGUGUGUGUGUGUGUGUGUGUGUGUGUGUGUGUGUGUGUGUGUGUGUGUGAGAAUAAUACCUAGGAUCGAUGCAGAGCAUGUCUGAGGGAACCUAGCAUACAUGUCUGUAAAUAGCCAGUCUUCCAUCCUAACGUCCAUCAGACCUCGUUCCACCGAGACGCCGCCCCCGUGUCCGGACCUUUAUUGUAAUAUUUACCUUCAAAAGGCUCCUCCCUCCCUCCCUCCCUCCCUCCCUCGUUCGUUUGACAGAAGACCAGGAUGUUGCUUCACCGAAGGCGUUUUGUUUUGCACCAGCUCAAAAACCCAGGAAACGUGUGGGAGUCAGACACCUUUUCCUUUUCUUCCCUUCAUGUUUGAGUGGGUUUGGAUAUGUCUCUGUAUAAGCUGCAGUCUGUCCUGUUUGUACCGUAUGCAAGAACCUUGUGUUGAGGUUUGCUAGUCAGAAACUGUUAAAGUCUAAUGUUUGAUUUGAUAUUUGAUCAAAUAUAUUCAAAGAAAUAAAGAAUCUAAAGAAGAA
Messenger RNA from Nothobranchius furzeri (turquoise killifish), 6352 nucleotides. Lineage: Eukaryota; Metazoa; Chordata; Actinopteri; Cyprinodontiformes; Nothobranchiidae. The record is from RefSeq and is a predicted model, not a curated record.